Ambispora gerdemannii is the source of this 600-nucleotide messenger RNA. Lineage: Eukaryota; Fungi; Glomeromycota; Glomeromycetes; Archaeosporales; Ambisporaceae. The record is from the annotation of a GenBank genome assembly.
AUGAAACAAUUGGAUGCCAUAGGCUACCGCAAAUUCGAGGGUAUCUCCUUCAAAGAUGAAGAAUGCUUCUGGAAUACUCUUAGUAGAACUUUCCGACGGGAACUUCUCGACCAGUAUUGGUCCAAAAAAAACGCUCAUGCCCUCUAUGGAAAGUUUCGAGGAUAUCAAGGAUGUUUUUUGCGAAAGAUAAUGAGCUUUGGUCCGACAGAAGAUUCCCUUGAAGUAAACACAUAUAUACUCCAGAUUGAUUAUUUAAAACAAUCGAAAGAAACGUCAAAAAAUUUGGAAGAAAAAUUCAAACCAAUAUUAAAAAAAUUUGCUCGGAAAUGGCGGUAUUACAAUUGGACUUUCUCGCCCUUUAACGUUGCGAAGCCUCAGCAAUCCAAAUCAACAAAUGAAAACUCUUUACAAAAAGCUUACCACCUGAAAAUUGAGGAACAGAUCAUCGAUGAUAUAGACGCACAAACGAAUGGACACACUGGUCUCGUAAACCUUUGCGAACGCACGAUCAUGAAGCUUCUGGAAGAGCACCAACAAUGUGGAAUAAUGCAAGCACAUCAGUUAGACUAUGCAACCUGGAAGCUUUGCAGUGCCAAGUAG